Molecule: messenger RNA, 1302 nt
Organism: Salvia hispanica
Lineage: Eukaryota; Viridiplantae; Streptophyta; Magnoliopsida; Lamiales; Lamiaceae
Product: alpha/beta hydrolase domain-containing protein WAV2-like
Biological process (GO): proteolysis
Cellular component (GO): membrane
Molecular function (GO): serine-type peptidase activity; palmitoyl-(protein) hydrolase activity
Source: RefSeq, a predicted model, not a curated record
AUGGUGUCGUUCGUGAGCGUCUUGCUCUAUGGAGUUGGCGGAAUUGUGGUAGCCGCCAUGGCAUUGCUCGUCGCUUUCCAGGAAAAGCUCGUCUACGUGCCCGUGCUGCCCGGCCUCACUAAAUCCUACCCCAUCACCCCUGCCCGCCUCCGCCUCCUGUACGAGGAUGUCUGGCUCACCUCAUCUGACGGCGUCCGUCUCCAUGCUUGGUUCAUCAAGUUCGCCUCCGAUUGUAAAGGUCCAACUAUUCUCUUUUUCCAGGAAAAUGCAGGCAAUAUUGCUCAUCGUCUUGAAAUGGUUCGGGUUAUGUUACAGCGAUUGCAAUGCAAUGUUUUCAUGCUUUCAUACAGAGGUUAUGGAGCUAGUGAUGGGUUCCCUUCACAACAUGGCAUCACUAAGGAUGCUCAGGCUGCUUUGGACCAUCUGGUUCAAAGAGUAGAUAUAGACACUUCCAGAAUUGUGGUCUUUGGAAGGUCUCUUGGGGGAGCUGUUGCAACUGUGCUAGUUAGAAACAACCCAGACAAGGUAGCUGCACUGAUACUGGAAAAUACUUUCACAUCCAUUUUGGAUAUGGCUGGCGUUAUCUUACCAUUUCUGAAGUGGUUUAUUGGAAAAGGUGGUUCCAAGGGUCCUAAAGUUCUUAAUUUUCUUGUUCGCUCCCCCUGGAGCACCAUUGAUGUUAUUGGAGAGGUCAAACAACCAAUCCUUUUCCUUUCUGGACUGCAAGAUGAAAUGGUUCCCCCAUCUCACAUGGAGAUGCUAUAUGCUAAAGCAGCUGCACGUAAUCAGCAGUGUUUAUUUGUAGAAUUCCCUACGGGCAUGCAUAUGGAUACAUGGUUGUCUGGUGGUGAUCGCUAUUGGAGAACAAUUCAGGAGUUCUUGGAAAAAACAGUUCCAGAAAAGAAGGAUAGUGGCUCCUCUAAAGCAGGUAUUCCAAACUUCAAGCUGAGGCACCAUCUUUAGAAUUAAUGUGGGGGUUUUGUGCUGGGAUGUGGAGUUUUAGUAACUAAAAUUUGCAGUAACUGAAAGCAAUGUGGUUGAAGAUGGCUGCUACAAUUCGUGUCAUUAAGAGCUUCUCUCUGAGGCACAAAUUUUGUACGACAGAGGUCGGAAGCUUUAUGGUAUAUAUGAGCUGGCCCUGGUAUAUACUGCACCAUUUCCAAUCUAGAAUAAUUGUAUUUGUAUGAACAACUUAGAGAAAAUACUUUUCUUUUAUAGGUAAAUGGAAUUGGUGGCUUUUAGUGUCUAUUAGUUUGGACCUAAUCGUAGUGCAUGCUAAUAUGAACAUAUUUCUUCGUCUCA